UUCAUUGCGGGACUUCGGAUAGGAUGGAGUACACCAAUUAUCGGCCGCAUGUUUUCUCUUUUUCAUCUUUCAAGUUGUUAAACGCCAUGAAACAAGUUUUCUUUUUCCGUUUAAAAAACAGUUUGCUCGCGUGAAAUUAUUUUUGUAUGCUGUUUCUCUCUUUAAAAUGUAAUUAGAAUAUCUUAAUUGAAAGCCUGAGGAUUAUAGAAUAAGCAAGGAUUUCAUGUGAUGAUGGAUAUUGCAAAAUGUCACCAUUCAAAAAGAAAUUGAAUUUCAAUGUUUGUGUGCGAAUAUUUAUUUUUGUGAAAAAUGCGGUGUUGCUACAGAAGGAUGAUAAACACUUGUAAGAUUUGUAGUGUGCUUUCUUACCAAUUAUUAAAUGAGUAAUACGGGGAUUAAAGCCAGCUCAGUGCUUGUGUGUCGACAAUGGUGGAAGGUGUGUUGGGUUUAUGGGGAUCAGUAUAAGCUGUACCGCCAAUUAUAUGGUAAGAAACGAACCACUACAACAACUGCAACAACUGUAUCUGUUCAACAUGAUGAAUGGAAAGUGUGCCGCAAUUGCAAGUGUCCUCGAGAGGAACACGAAGGGGCGUCCGGUGUGUCCAAUAUGGCCGAAAGCGAGCGCAUUGUUCACAAAAUGGCCGCCCACUUCGGUAGCAGUCCUGGAUCCCCUUCUGACAGGCAUUCUCACUCCGAUGAUGAUUCUGGAUGUGCACUAGAAGAAUACACGUGGAUACCACCGGGACUUAAGCCUGAACAGGUACACUUAUACUUCAGUGGUAUUCCAGAAGCAAAAGUGCCUUACGUGAACAGUGUUGGCGAGAAGUACCGCAUCAAACAACUCCUGCAUCAGUUGCCGCCUCACGACAAUGAAGUCCGCUAUUGUAAUGCUUUGCAUGAAGAUGAGAAAAAAGAGCUCCGUCUCUUCUCGCAGCAGAGGAAGAAAGAAGCUCUGGGAAGGGGCACCAUCAAACAACUCACAGAGCCACAACCCUGUCGAAAUUGCGAAGAAUCUAUAUCCCGUGGCGAUAUGGCUGUUUUCGCUUCCAGGGCCGGCCCCACUUCUUGCUGGCACCCGGGCUGCUUCACGUGUUGCGUCUGUAAGGAACUCCUGGUCGACCUGAUCUACUUCUACAAGGAUGGCAAGCUGUAUUGCGGCAGGCAUCACGCCGAGUCCCUCAAGCCCCGCUGCGCAGCCUGCGACGAGAUCAUAUUUGCUGAUGAGUGCACGGAAGCUGAGGGUCGAGCGUGGCACAUGCGGCAUUUCUGUUGCUUCGAAUGUGACAGGCAACUGGGUGGCGAGAGAUAUGUAAUGCGGGAUGGACGACCUUUUUGCCUGCAUUGCUUCGAUGCCACUUUCGCAGAGUACUGUGAUGCCUGUGGUGAUCCCAUAGGUGUGGACCAAGGUCAGAUGUCACACGAAGGACAGCACUGGCAUGCCACAGAAAACUGCUUUCGAUGCCAUGCCUGCCACCUAUCUUUGCUAGGGAGACCAUUUCUGCCCAGGAAAGGGCUUAUAUACUGUUCCGUCCAUUGCAGCAAAGUUGGUGACCAAAGCAGUAACAACAAAAGAAACAAACCGUCCCAGGCCAAUAAUUAUGGAAAUGAAAAUCGUACUUCGAGUCCACUUGUUCCACGCAGUCCUCUCGUUCCAUAUCGGAACGCCGCGCCGAGGGAUUCCGUGGAGAAACCCAACAACACUCAAGAGACAGAGAAUAAAAAUAGUUCCUCAAACAAAGAUCAUUCACCAAACAUAGAAAAUAACUCAUUAGUAGAAAAGGAAAAAUCACCAAUGCUGGGACGUUCUAGGGAGCCACUGAAUAUGUCGGACCUCACAAUAGAUGCUUUGAUGUCAAAAUCGCCACAAGUCUUUGUUCAGGUUGUUGAAGAAAUAGAGGAACAACGGAAGGAUCACAGUCGGUAUCAUCAUCGCCGCACAACUGCCCAUUUCUCUAUGCCAGAUCUCACCAGAGACACAGGGUCUACAACACCUCCAGAAACACCAACUAAGGCUGAUUUAAACAGCAGCAAUGGGCCUGUCUCAAAGAAACUCAUUGUCCGAUUUAGCCCUUCCACAGCAAACCUGCCACCUUCUAGUGAUGAUGAAGAACAAAGAACACUGUCACAAAAAGUUGAGAGAUCCUCCUCCUCCUCCUGUGCAGGAAGUGAGGACACAUUUACUAAGAGUCAGCAAAUGCCACAACCACAGAACAAAAGAAACUCUGCUGUAAUGAGAAGCAGAAGUUAUGGGGAUCGAUCAGAAUUGGAAUCUAGUUUUCAAAGAAUGACAACUGCUCAAGCUUCAAGUUCCAGAUACGAUGAUGAUCGUUGCAGUACAUGCUCAAGCUCAAGUUCCGACGAUGAUGAUCCUUACGAAUUACCACCACGACGAGCAUAUGGAGGUGUAAGGAUAUCAUAUGUCAGCAAUGAUACUUUAGCAGUCGCCAGACAGAGAUCUGGAACUCUGCAGUCUUCAGGUGGAAAAAGCCUUCGAAGAAGGCGGAAACACGAUGACAAGAAUUGUAUCGUUUCUUGA
Molecule: messenger RNA, 2536 nt
Organism: Argiope bruennichi
Lineage: Eukaryota; Metazoa; Arthropoda; Arachnida; Araneae; Araneidae
Gene: esn
Product: protein prickle-like
Exons: 8
Coding region: 380-2536 (718 amino acids)
Molecular function (GO): zinc ion binding
Source: RefSeq, a predicted model, not a curated record